Messenger RNA from Rana temporaria (common frog), 1105 nucleotides. It is a transcript of the gene MED29, whose product is annotated as mediator complex subunit 29. Gene Ontology annotation, cellular component: mediator complex. The transcript has 4 exons. The record is from RefSeq and is a predicted model, not a curated record. Gene Ontology annotation, molecular function: transcription coregulator activity; transcription factor binding. Gene Ontology annotation, biological process: regulation of transcription by RNA polymerase II. Lineage: Eukaryota; Metazoa; Chordata; Amphibia; Anura; Ranidae. The coding region runs from base 67 to 624 and encodes 185 amino acids.
GUCGCAAGACCCGCCCACCAAAGCUUCCGUGCAUCGCUCUGAGUCACGUGAUUUCGCCACUGAACAAUGGCGGCGCCCAUGAACCCAGCGCUGGGUCCUCAGCAACCUGCGGGCGGCGGACCCCCCGGGCCCCAACUCGGACCCGGGGCCGCACAGCAGCAGCAGAUGGGGAUGCCGCAACAGCAGCAGGACUUCGACCCGGUGCAGAGGUACAGGAUGCUCAUCCCGCAGCUGAAGGAGAGUCUGCAGAAUCUCAUGAAAAUCGCAGCUCUGAAUCUGGCCCAGAACACAAAUAUUGAUAAUGGGCAGAAAAUAGCAGAUGUCCCAGUUCAGAGGUUUGAUAAAAGUCUGGAGGAAUUCUAUGCCCUGUGUGACCAGAUGGAGCUUUGUUUGCGCCUUGCCUACGAAUGUCUCUCUCAAAGCUAUGACAGCGCCAAGCACUCCCCUACUCUUGUGCCUACAGCCACCAAACCAGAUGCCGUCCAGACGGAGAGCCUGCCGUAUACCCAGUACCUGAGCAUGAUCAAGUCCCAGAUUGCCUGUGCCAAGGACAUACACAAUGCCCUGUUGGAAUGUUCCAAAAAGAUUAUGGGUAAAACGCCCCCUACCCAGGGCGUUUUAUGAUCUGCUUCUGCUACCCAUGCGCCCACGUGUUGUCAAAACUUUGCUGCAACAAGACUGAUAAACAUGGUUAUAAUUGGCAUUAAAGAAGGACAUAUCUUCAACUUGGAGGUGUAGCUGAUGACUCAAUUCUGCAAUGUCCUAGUUACGUCUGUACUUGGCCUGAUAUGGUUUGUACACUGACUUGCCCACCUUUUGAUCGCACAUCUGGAGUACUUCGGAGAAUGGACUUAUUGUAAGCUGGCGUUUUUAGACGGGAAACAAGCAUCUGUCGGGCUACACUAGCUUUUGAGGUACUGCAAGUCUCAUUGUUCGCUCCGAUCCUAAGACUCUUGGAAUUUUUUUUUUUUUUUUUUUUUUUAUUAGAAGCUGAAACAGUGCUGGCCUCCUUUUGUAGGAUAUUUAACUUUUUUUUUUUUUUUUUUUUUUUUUUUUUUUCUAUCCUGUGUAUUUGAUUCUUUUAAUUAAAGGAAAUAAACGAUAA